ACGAUGACGUUGACGGGUUGUUCGGUCCGUGUGGGAUCCUUUGCACCCAUCUUUGACCUUACUUGCAACUGGGUCCCACAGCGAUGGCGACUCAAAGUCCGAGAAACCGGAUACUCGGACCGGUGUUACCCGUUGUGAUGCUACCGUAUCUAAUCACUUGUAGCCUCCUGCCAUGAACAUCAUCGAAUCACUUUUUGGUCGGACAGUAACACCCGCCGAACGCCUCCGCCAACACCAGCGCUCACUCGCCAAAGCACAACGCGAACUCGAUCGCGAACGGACAAAGCUUGAAAGCAGCGAAAAGAAACUGAUUGCUGAUAUCAAGAAAUCUGCGAAAGAUGGUCAGCUGAAUGCCUGCAAAGUAAUGGCGAAGGACCUCGUUCGUACGAGGCGGUAUGUGCAGAAGUUCUACCAGAUGCGGACACAGCUACAGGCUGUUGGACUGCGCAUUCAAACACUGCGCAGCAACCAGCAGAUGGCGGAUGCGAUGCGAGGGGCAACUAGAGCAAUGGCGUCUAUGAAUCGUGGGCUCAACCUACCCGCCAUUCAAAAAAUCAUGAAUGAAUUCGAACGGGAGAGCUCAAUGAUGGAUAUGAAGGAGGAAAUGAUGUCUGAUGCUGUCGACGAUGUCAUGGAUGAGGAGGAGGACGAGGAAGAAGAGGGUGACAAGAUCCUGAAACAAGUUCUCGACGAGAUCGGAGUGGGUCUAUCUCAGCAGCUUACGGACGCCCCGACGGGGAUCGGCGCGAGCACUUCUCAAUUGGCCAGCCGACAACCGGUGGCGCUCGGAGAGGCGAGUGGUACUGGUCCAUCGAGGCCGACUGACACUGGUGGACCCGGUGCUGGUGGAGAUGCGGACGAGGAUGCACUACAAGCAAGACUGGAUGCAUUGCGAAGGGGUUAA
Molecule: messenger RNA, 904 nt
Organism: Mycena citricolor
Lineage: Eukaryota; Fungi; Basidiomycota; Agaricomycetes; Agaricales; Mycenaceae
Source: the annotation of a GenBank genome assembly